Messenger RNA from Knipowitschia caucasica, 3228 nucleotides. The record is from the annotation of a GenBank genome assembly. Lineage: Eukaryota; Metazoa; Chordata; Actinopteri; Gobiiformes; Gobiidae.
AUGGUGUGGGGUUUGGGUGGGUUUGUUUUGUGGGGGUGGGGUUGGGGUUGGGGGGGGGGUGGGAUGGGUGGGGGGGGGUUGGGGUUUGGGUUUUGUGUGGUUUGUGGUGGGGGUGGGGGGUGGGUUUGGUGGGGGGGGUGGGGGUUUGUGUUGGGUGGGUGGUGGGGGGGGGUUAGUGGUUUUGUUGGGGGUGUGGGGGGGGGGGUGUGUUUGGGGGGGGUGGAGUUGGGGGGGUUUGUGGGGGGGUGGUUUGGGGUUUGUUUUGGGGGUGUGGGUUUUGGGGGGUGGUUUGUGGGGUGGGGUUUUUGUGGUUUUUUUGUUGUGUUGUGGUGGGGGGGGGGGGGUGGGGGGGGGGUGGGGUGGGGGUUUGUUGUGUUGGUGGUGGGGGGUUUGUUUUGGGGGGGGGUUGGAUGGGAUGGGGUUGUUGGGGGGGGUGGUGUUGUUGGUUUGUGGGGAUGGGGGGGGGUUGUUUUGGGGUGUGGGGGGGUUGGGUUUGGUUGGGUAGGGGUGUGUGGUUUAGGUGUAGGGGGGGGGGUUUUGGGGUUGGGUGUGUGUAUGGGAGUUGUUGGGGGUGUUUGUUGUUGGGGUGGGUUGGUGAUUGGGGUUGAUAAUGUUAGAGAUUUAUGGGGGGGGGGGUGGUGGGUGGUUUUUGUUGUGUGUUGUGGGGUGGGGGGGGGGGGGAGGUGGGUUGGGUGGUGGGUGUGGGUUGGGGGUGGUGGGGGGGUUGUUUGGGUGUUGGUGGGGUGUGGGGGGUGGGUGGGUGGGGGGGGGUGGGUGUGGGGUGGUGGGGGGGUGGUGUGGGGGUGGGGGGUGUGUGUGGUGGUGUGGUUUUGGUGUGGGGGUUGGUGGGGUUUGGGGGGGUGGGUGGGUUGGGGUGGGGGGGGGGGUGUGGUGGGUUUUGGGGGUUGUGUUGGGGGGGGGGGAGGGGGGGGGUGGGGGGGUGUGGGGUGGUUUUGGUGUUUUUUGUGGGGUUGGGGGGGUGUGGGGGUUGUGGUGGGUUUGUGUGGUGAUGUGUGUGAUUGGGGUGGUGGUUGUGUUGUUGGGGGGGGUGGUGGGUGGGGUGGGUGGGGUGUGGGUGGGGUUGGGGUGGGGGGGUGUGGGGGGGGGGUGGGGGGGGGGGGGGGUGGUGGUGGGGGGUGGGGGUGGGGUGUGGGUAUGGUGGGGGGGGGGGGGGGGGGUGGGGGGUGGGGGGGGGGGGGGGGGGGGUGUGGGUUUGUGGGGUGGGGGGGUGUGUGGUGGUGGGGGUGGGGGGUUUGUGUGGGGUGGGGUGGGGUGUGGUGGUUGGGUGGUGUUGGGGGGUGUGGGGGGUGUGGUGUGGUUGUGUUUUGGGGGUUGGUUGUGGGUUGUGGGGGGGGUGGGUGUUUGUGUUGUGGGGGGGGGUGGGGGUUUGGGGGGGGUGGGGGGGGGGGGGGUGGUUGGUUGUGGUGGGGGGGGUGGGGGGGGGAUGGGGGUGGGGUUUUGUUUGGGGGAGGGUGGGGGGGGGGUGGGGGGGGGUGGGGUGGGGGGGUGGGGUGGUGUGGGGGGGUUGUUGGUGGGGGGGGGGGGGGUGGGGUUUGGGGGGGGGGGGGGGUGGGGUGGGGGGGGGGGGGGGGGGUUUGGGGAGUGGGGGGUGUGUUUUGGGGUGGUUGGUGGGGGGGUGUUGGGGGGGGGGUGUUGUGUGGAGGGGUUGUGGAGGGUGGGUGGGGGGGGGGGUGGGGGGGGGGGGGGUGUGGUGGGGGGGGGGGGGGGGGGGGUGGGGGGGGGUGGGGGGGGGGGGGUGUGUGGGUUGGGGGGGGGGUGUGGUGGGGGGGGGGGGGGUUGGGUGGUUUUGGGGGGGGGGGGUGGUGUGUGUGUGUGUGGUUGUGGUGGGGGGGUGGUUGGGGGGGUGUUGGUUUGUUGGGGUGGGGGGGGGGGGGGUGGGUGGGGUGGGGUGGGGGGGGGUUUGGGGGGGGUGUAGUUGAUGAGGUGUGGUUGUUUGGGGGGGUGUUGGAUGGGGGGGGGGGGGUUUUUGUGGGUUGUUGGGUGGGGGGGUGUGGGUGGGUAGGGGGUGGUGUUUUGUUUGGGGUUUUGGUUGGGGUUGGGGGGGGGGGUGGGUGUGGGUGUGUGGAUUUUUGGUUGGGUUGUGUUUGGGGUGGUUUGUUUGUGUGGGGUGGUUUGGGGGGGUUGUGGUUGGGGGGUGUGGGUGGGUGGGGGGGGGGGGGGGGUUGGGGGGGAGUUUGUUUGGUGGUGGUUUGGGGGGGGGUUGGGGGUGGGGGGGGGGGGGUGGUGGGUGGUGUGGGUAGGUUUGGGUGGGUUUUUGGGGGGUGGUGGGUGUGGGGGGGGUGGGGGGUGGGGGGGGGGGUGGUUGGGGGGGGUGGUGGGGUGGUGGUGGGGGGGGUUGUUGUUUGUUGUUGGUGUGUUUUGAUGUGUGGGGUGUUGUUUUAUUAUUGUUGUUGGGGGUUGGGGUGUGGUGUGGGUUGUUGGGGGGGGGUGUGGGGGGGGGGGGGUUGGGGGGGGUGGGGGUGUUGUUGUGGUGUGUUGGUGGGGGUGGGUUGUGGUGGUUGUGGUGGUGGUAGGGGGGGUUGGUGGGGGUUGGGGGGUGGGUAUGUGGGGGGGGGGGGGUUGGUUGGGGGGGGUGGGUGGUGGUGGGGUUGGGUGUGUGUGUGGGGGGGGUUUUUGGUUGGUGGGUUGUGUGGGGGGGUGGUGGGUUGUUUUGGUGUUGGUUUUGUGAGGGUGUGUGGGGGGGUGGUGGGUUUGGUGGUUGGGGGGUUUGUGUAUGGUGGGGGGGGUGUUGGGGGGGGGGGGUGGGGGGGGUGGGGGGUGGUGGGGUUGGGUGUGUUGUGGGGGGGGGGGGGUGGUGGGGGGUGGGUGUGGGGGUUUGGGGGGUGGGUGUUGUGGGGGGGGGGGUGGGGUUUGGUGGUGUUGUGGGGGGGGGGGGGUUUUGGGUUGGUGGGUUGGAGGGUUUUGGGUAGUGGGUGGUGGUUGGGGGUGUGGGUGUUGAGUGGGUGUGGUGAUAUGGGGGGGGUGGGGGGGGGGGUAGGGGGGUGGGUAGGGGGGGGGGGGGGGGAGGAAGGGGUGGUUUGGGGAUUUGGUGGUAGAUAUGGGGGGGGGGGGGGAUGGUUGUUGGGUGAGGGGGGGGGGUGUGUGGAAUUUGGGUUAUAUGUUGGGGGGGGUGGAUGGGGGGGGGGGUUGGGGGGGGGGGGUGUUGGGUGGGUAUUAGUGGUAUGGGGUGGGGUGUGGGGGGGGGGUGGUUUGGUUGGGGUGUUAUAG